ACGUGUGCGUCUGUCAAUGGCGGAUGUAGUAAUAAAACAUGGUACAAGUGUAAUUUUCACUAACUUAAAGAGGCCAAAUGAGUUUCUUCGUGGAAUGGCUCGGCAUCCUACAUUAUGUCUCUUUUUCAUAACCGUAUUAAUCUUGGUAACCAAGUAUGGAACCAGCAGCUUCAAGGCCAAACCUGUCACCCUACCCCCAAAACAACCCCAGUAUCUGUUCCCACCUUCCUCAUUUGUUUUGGAUUCGCCAAGGGGCUCUCUCAUUCCAUUGAUACAAGUUUUAAAUUCUGAAGACUUUGUUUUUGUCAUGUACUAUGCCCCUUGGUGCUAUAAAUCACAGUCAGCAAAAGCAGAGUUUCUCAAAGCAGCGAAAUUUUUCAAAGGAAAGGUCAGAUUUGCUGCUGUAAACUGUUGGUGGCCAGAAGGAGACUGUAGAAAACGCUAUAAGUUUUUAAUGUUCCCAGUUCUAAUGGCCUAUCAUACUAAACUUGACGGGUAUAGAUAUUUAGGCAUAUUAAGAGCUGAGCACUUGAUAAAGUUUGUAGAGGAACUUCUUCACCCCCUUUCUGUGUUACAUUCUAAAGUGGAACUUUUGGAUCUCCUAGCUAAACAUGAAACUGUUGUCCUUGGUUGCUUUAGCCUCACAACUUCAGACAGCAUUGAUUCUUAUAAGCAAUUUUAUUAUGCCUCCAUGCGCAUUUUAGAAAAAGAUCCUUACCAGCCUGUGAAGUUUGCAGUUGUUACAAAAUGUAAUUGGGCUGCUGAGUUUGGUUUAUUGCAAUAUGAAGAUAUAAUAAUGCUGAGGAUAGCAAACACAUCUUUAUUGUAUCCUCAUGGAAAAAAUAUUACAAGUACAAACUUACUUAACUGGGCACUUGGAAACAAAGGAAUGCUGAUGAUAAAAAGAUUAUCCCCUGAAGGAAUGAAAAGCCUGGCACUGUCACAGGAGAUCAACAGGGGUCCAGCGUUCAUCAUGUUCCACAAAGAAAACCCACUGUUUAACAUUGAGCAUGGUUAUAGCGUGCUCAAAGAUAUUGUCCUACGUUAUAGAGAGUGUCAUUUAGACCCAGCAUUUAGAAGUGUUCGUUCCGUCUGGAACAGCGUUGUCUCCAGCAGUAUUGAGAGUUACCGUUCCUUGAAGCAAGUUUGUGAGCAGCUAAAGCAAGCUCCCCAUUCCAGUUAUUUCUCUUGCUGUGUUUCUGCCAUUGUAGAGAGAUUUAGUGCGAGUGGAAAAGUUUGCAAUAUUUGUCUGACAUCAAAUAGCAAUAAAUGUAGUCUUCCAUUAUACUUAUCUUCCAUAAGUAAAUUUACUCAACCCUUUAGCUUAAGCUGCCGAAAUAUUCUAGUUAACUACGGGUUUGAUCACAGACUCAGCUCCUGCUGCUAUCAUAGAAAUAAAUCAGAAACGUCCUCACCAUCAGAGCACUGGACACGCAACAUCAACAUUCUAGAUAAGACGGUAGUUUUUGUUAAAAAUAACUUGAGUGGGGACUCAAUACACAGGUAUUCAAAUGACGGUUAUGUGAGGCAACAUUUAGAAAACAUACCGAGACAGCUGUGUGAUAAACUAUCCAUGGAGAAGCAGCAGGAUUUGAGAGAUGAUUGGCCAGAGGAAGAGGACGCUGCAGAUCUGGAUCAGGCUGUAGAAGAGUUGCAUCGCCUGGGGUGUACCAGUAACAAAACGUUGCACUUCUAUGCAAUUGAUACUAAAAAUCGUUGGAUGUUCUCUGAUGCUUUGGGAAUUAACCCUGAAGUUUCAUCAAAUAGAACGACUGUUGUUCUGUUUGAUAAAGAGAAAGAAGAGCAUUAUAUUAUGAAUGGACUAUUUUCUUUUAGCAAUACAAUGUCUUUCAUCUCGGAUUUUGAGAAUGGGAGAUUGCAGCGCCACAAACAGUCUCAUAGCUUCCAGCAGAGUAACUGCGACGCACCUGGAGUUGUCUGUGUGAAAGAGUUGGACUCUGAUGGUUUCAUUACCUCUGUGAGAGAGGCCAACAAUAAGGACCUUGUUGUUUUAAUCUAUUCCCAUUGGUGUGGAUUUUGCCAGACUUUGAGCCACACAUUCCUUACUUUAGCUCAAUAUUUUUCUACCUCCCAACACAUUGAAUUUGCCAGAAUAAAUGGUGCUUUGAAUGAUCUCCCUUGGGAGUUUACAUUUGAUUCAUAUCCCACCAUCAUUUUUUUCCCAGCCAAACUUGAGCCUUAUGAUUUAUUUUUGUGGAAGAAGAAGAGCAAGUCUGACAGCAUUGUGUUCCCUGCGAGCAGAGAGAAGUCCCUGGUCAACCUGAUCAGGUUUGUCCUGCAGCACUCCACGCCGGACACCAAGCUGCACCUAGCCGCUGACGUCUGCACCAGGACCUGCAUCCAGCGCAACCUCCUCCAGUCCUCCCUCCUGCUGCAGGAGCUGAGGCAGAAGGAGAAGCUGGUGCAGGACAAGCUGCAGUGCUACACUGACCCGACAUUGUCGGAGCAGUGCCAGGCACAGCCUGAUAACUUGUAUGCCAAGAUGGGUCAGGAAUUCCUGCUGACCCAGCUGGAGGAGACCCAGGCACAGAUAGCCCUUGUGGACAAGCUCAGGUCUUUUCUAGAGCAACAAGGGGACACAAUCAGUAAACAAAAGCUAGUGGAGUUCUUUUCUCCUGGAUCUAGCCAUUCUGGUGCCUGAGACUUGGUUUGUAUGAUUUAAUCCGAUUUCUAAGUUACCCAGAUUUGCCUGAUGAAGUGUUAAAGGCUGCUUUGUUUGGAUGUGUAAAUGAUUCUAGUGUGUUUUACAUUCCAUGCCAAUUGUGUGUUGCACAGUUCUAAGGCACAGCUCAAGCAAAAGGAAUGGUUUCCCCUAGGUGUGUCAGUACUUUUGGGCUGUGUGUUACUUUAUGUAUUCUAUUCCAAAGUCUUUCCACUAGUGGCUCGUUCAAGUGGUAAUGUGAGAAGUCAAAAUGCAGAGAUGAACUAGAGUAAAUUUCUAUGAUGUGUUGGAUUAGAAAAUUGAUAUGAUGGGUUGGAUUAGAAUAUUGAUACUGUGUGUUUGAUUAGAAAUUAUUACAUUGUAUUGGAUUAGAGCAAAGUUGAUUUAAUGAGAUGGAUUUGAAAAUAGAAAAUAAAAGUGAUGGCUA
This is a messenger RNA of Physella acuta, 3110 nucleotides long. Its product is annotated as thioredoxin domain-containing protein 11. The record is from RefSeq and is a predicted model, not a curated record. Lineage: Eukaryota; Metazoa; Mollusca; Gastropoda; Physidae.